AUGUGGAAGAAAUUCGAAGAUAAAUAGCUCUGCAGUUUUAGUAUUCUCUAACAAAAAAGAAUAAAGUAUUUUAUACAGAAUCAACCAUCUAAAACUGUACUUUUCCUCCAAUUAAGAAUUUUGGCAAAAUAUCCAUUUUCAAUGAACCUACUCAGAUUAUUGGUUCUGAUGCAUCUUCAAAGGUAAUUCUGCUUUUUCUCACUCUCAGAUGUGUCUUUUGAAACAGAAGUUGAUAUUUUUACAAUACAACUAAAUGUAUCUAAAGGAAGUAUCUAACUUGUAAGAAUUUCAUUUAUUGUAUAAUAUUUACUUUUAAUCAGAUUUAAAGGCUAUAUUAGAAUCUGAGAUA
Messenger RNA from Paramecium sonneborni, 349 nucleotides. The record is from the annotation of a GenBank genome assembly. NCBI's taxonomy places the organism in Eukaryota, Ciliophora, Oligohymenophorea, Peniculida, Parameciidae.